ACCCCGAUCAUGCCUGAACGGCCCUAAACGAAGAGUACAUGAUUUCAUUCUAACAUAUAAGAGAUACAAAGUGUAUUUAAUGGGAUCAUUCAAGUAAUACAAGAAAGGAAAGGCUACGAAAAGCCUUACAAUUAAGAGUAAUUGAAGUAAUUAACAUCAUGAUCAGAAAAUAUGAGAGAUUUUAAUCACCAAGAGGCCAUUAAGUUUAAUAUGUCAUCCCUCAAAUUAUAAAAGAUUGCUCAAACACUAGAGAGAGGCACCAAUGAGGUUGUUGCUGAUGAGUCUUCUAGCUGACCUUUGUGUAGUUUGCAGAAUGCCGAAGAGGAUUUAGCAAGGAUUCCAUUGAAUUAAGAUUAGCAUCUAAAUCAAGGGCUUCAGAAUCACGCGGAAACAAAAAAAACUUUUAAAACUUUAAAGUAUUUAUUUUAGUCUUGAACUUUUAAAAAAUUAUUUAUGGUGUGGAUUAGCUUUAACAUAUAUCUUAGGGUAGAAAAGUAACGUAGCAAUAAAUAACCAAAGUGGUUGUUGUCUUUAAGUUAAUUAAUGAAUAACAUAGAGUAUAUACAUUUGAAAAUAUUCGGAGCAAAAUAUGUAUGAUGAUAAACUUGCAUGCUUAAAUAACUUGAAGACAAACCAUUAAAAAGUUUACCAACUAAAUAGAACAAACUUACAAAAGUUUAGGAACGAUUAAAAAUGAAAACUUUUUUUUUUGGAUAACGUAACUAUAAAAAAGAAUUAUUACUAUAUUUUCAAGUCGAGUCUUUUGAACUCAUAAAACUUUCCGACCUCUAAAUUUUAUCGUCUAAUUCGAAUUUUAGUAAAGUUCAACUUUGCAGUCUUUUAAGAUGAUAAUGAAUGUAUACGACGAUAUCUCUUUUUCCAAUCCUAGAAAGAAUCUUACGCCAAAAGGUAUCAAGUUAAUCAAUCUAAGAAGAAGUUACCUGGCUAUCUCAUGUCAAAACCCUUUUUUUCUUUUAAUUAAAACCCCCUUCCAUUGUUCAAUAUCAAUUGUAAAUAAUAGAGAGCAGAUGUUUUUGUGGUUGGCACUUUGUCUCCACUCUUCCUCCAAUUAUGCCAAAAGCCCAUUCCCUUCCCUUUUAACCUAUUAUUCCUCCAUUUCCCAUCCCUUUCGAACUCUCACCUCCUAUCUUAAAUGCUAUCUUCCUGCUAAACUCAACUCAUCUCAACUACGUAUCAGCUUCCAAUUAUUCUCCCUCGACAGCUAUUGGAGCUACCGAAUGUUGAAUCCUAACCAAGCUCAUCAAGACGAGGACGGUGAUUCAUGGGAGAUUAGGGCUUUUGCAGAAGACACCGGAAACAUUAUGGGCACAACUUGGCCCCCUAGGUUUUAUAAUUGCACAUUUUGCGGACGAGAAUUUAGAUCUGCCCAAGCUCUAGGUGGCCACAUGAAUGUCCACCGCCGCGACCGUGUACGUUUCCACCACCAAACCCAACUCAACUCAAUUCAACACGUCUCACCAUCUUUCACCAUCCCUACCCCUAAACUCAUCUACAAUAAUGAAAUCGAUGAGGUUUGUUUCUUAUACCAACUACCAAACGACAACAUUGAUUUCCUCAACUCCAUCACUUCAUCAGGUGCAUGUCUCCAGUCACCCUCCACUGCACAACAUCCUUCGAGCAGUCGAACUGCAUCGUCCUUGCAAUCCCUGAAGUCUCCAGGAGAGCUUCGAGGAGGAACGUCGAGCUCCUCGUCUCACUGCAGCCACAUGUCUAGUAAAGGAGAUGACUCAUUAAUAUCAAUUAAUGAUGGAAACGAGAAGAUUGAUCUCGAGUUAAGACUUGGUCAUAGGGCAUCUCCAACUUGAAAAUCAAAGGAAGAGAGAGAUUGAUCAUGAAGUGGAAAUAGUAAAAACUAGCCCCAUAAAAGUUUUAUCAUGAAGAAGUAAUGGUAAGAACUACUUAGAAGAGAGAUGCAUGUGAGAGGAGGGAAAGUGUAAAAUUAGGGUUUUAAAGAAAGACAAGGCAAAAGCUAGCAAAUCAGUGAAAUGUCAUUUUCAUCUUGCAUAGAUUUCUGAGUAAAUGAAAGGCUUUAAUUUCUCUGGGCA
Cucumis melo (muskmelon) is the source of this 2066-nucleotide messenger RNA. RefSeq names its product transcriptional regulator SUPERMAN-like. The transcript has a single exon. The record is from RefSeq and is a predicted model, not a curated record. Bases 846 to 1826 code for a protein of 326 amino acids. NCBI's taxonomy places the organism in Eukaryota, Viridiplantae, Streptophyta, Magnoliopsida, Cucurbitales, Cucurbitaceae.